Molecule: messenger RNA, 2943 nt
Organism: Macrosteles quadrilineatus (aster leafhopper)
Lineage: Eukaryota; Metazoa; Arthropoda; Insecta; Hemiptera; Cicadellidae
Exons: 20
Coding region: 1-2943 (980 amino acids)
Source: RefSeq, a predicted model, not a curated record
AUGGCAGAUCAUAGUCUGUCACUCGCGCUGAACAAAACUGAGAUUGUGAUUCUGACCAAAAAGUGGAUUGACACCAUUGUGCCGUUGAGGGUGGGGGACGUCGAAGUCCAAUCCGUUCGCACCGCCAAGUAUCUUGGUGUCAUGGUGCACUCUAAGCUUAGCUGGCGGGACCAGAUAUUCCGAACGGCAGACAAGGCCGCUAAGGUGAUAUCUUCUCUUAGCCGGUUAAUGGCCAAAGUCGGAGGUCCUCGUUCCAGUCGCAGAAGGCCGUUGAUGUCUACAGUUCAGUUUGUGCUCCUCGUGCCUGACUAUGCUUUAAGACCCAAAGUCCCCUACGAUGUCAAAACUUUCUUUUCAUUUGAUCCAACAAUAAUUGACUUUGGUUGGCAAGCGUUUUUAAAACCAGGUGAUAGAGGUAAACUCACUGAAGUUGGAAUCCUACAUAAGAAAAAAAGGUCCAGAAUUUGUGAGGAUAAAAAAACCAUAAUCAAGGCCCAUUGGAGAUUUUACAAGGUUGAUGGAUUAUACACGAUGACUGACAGUGUAGAGAAGAGUAAGAAACUUGAAAUGCCGAAUGUAUGUACUGAAAAACAAGCAGAUAACGAUUUUAUCAACAACGUUUGCGAGCCCAAGUUUAACAAGAUGGGUUCAGCAGAUUAUGUUUUACGGCUGACUAUACAGUCCUACCUGCAAACCGGCGAUGUAAUACCAAAAUAUAGGGACGACGCCCUGUAUAACUACUAUUGCUAUUUUACAUUGUUAGGCAAGAAACAGAAAGAUUUUAAAAUCAAAGGGAAUGAAACUAUCAACGCGUGUAUGGUUAACAUUGACACAACGGCCGUCCCAAAUGAAGGGAAAAUGAUUUGGACAUGCAAAGUCAUAGAGAAAGGACCUUGUCCACCGACCGUGAUUGUGAAUGAUAAAACAUAUUUGGAUAACACAAAAUUUGUUGAAGGAAAAUAUGAAAUAUGUGCAAUUUGGGAGGUAGAAAAUGAACAAGUUGGUAGAAAAUGUGUAACAGUGGUGUGCAAAGAGAAAAAGAAGCCGGAACAUAAACCAGACUUGAUAAUCUCGUGCUUGGAGAACUGUUUGGUUACGCCAGACCCAAACGUGCCUGUAAGACUUAGGGUCAUUGACCGGAACACAGGCCAGCCUCCAAAGACAAACAUUACCUGGGAAAUAAGGGAUCCUGAUGGGAAAACUAUUUCUCUUGGAGAUGUCAUCAUUUCUGAAGGAGUUAAACCCUACGAAUUAAAAAUGAAUGUAACUAAACUGAAGAAGUGUGUGGCGUACACGGUGUAUGCACAAGAUGCUGCUAAGGACAAAAUAAUACCCUACAACAUUGAAUACUGCCCUAAUGAAAUCCCAACGGAAGGUAAUUGCACGAUGACUCCUAAGUCGGGAAUGAAAGGAUUUACAUUGUUUGAUAUCACAUGUUUUGGCUGGCAGUCGGAAGGACCGAUACUUUAUGAAUUUUUUGACAAAGGACAUGACGAUAUAGAACACUAUCAAGGUCUCAGGUUGACUCGAGGCAGGGUCGUAAUAUAUUUACUCAAUGAGGACGGAGACGGACCUUCUGUCACAAUCAAUGUUAAGUUGUAUGACUUUGACAGAAAUAUAACGCAUAUUGAAUACUUAAUGAACGAAAUUGAUGAUUACAUGGGCUACAAUAAUUAUCAACCUGCGCAAGACCUUAUGUCCACUCUGGCUGAAAUACUGUAUAAAGACUUGAACAAUGAAUACUACAUUCGAAGAAUUAUAUCUUCAAUGGCCAGGAUUGAGUAUGAUUCAGCGGAGAGUAUGAAGCUUGGAAUUUCAACAAUACUCUCUGUUUUGGUCAACGGAACACUGAAAGGGACAUAUUUAUUGGACGACGUACUAGAAAUGUACACUGGGAGGAUACUGUUGAAACUCGCCAAAGUUUAUCUGAAAUAUGCUGUAAAACCUGAUCAUACACCUCGACUGCGGGCAAAACACGUUCACCAACUUUCCAGAAAUAUGAUGGAUUGUGUGGAUAUGGCCGUUAUUGCUCAAGAUAGAAACGUAACUAAACUUGCUCCCGAGGAAAACAUCAACUAUGAUGUGUACGACAAUCUAAAUGUUGCCUCCAAUGACAUGGCCGAGGCACUGAUGAUUUCCAUGUAUUUGGUGGGUCGAGUUCAGCCUUAUGGAGCGGUGGGGAGGCAGAUAAGGUCGACGGAAGGAGUUUCUGAAAUGUAUUCCUACGUCAACAAUGCAGAUGGCUUGGUAGAUGUGGCUGGUUCAAAUAUCACCUCCUAUGUUAACAUGUCAAAAAGUCUGGCCAAUACAUUCGAUGAAAACCACGACUUAAUGCUUCAGUUUGCACCUAUAAAGAAAAAUCUCUUUUGGUGGGCGCAAAACAACAUCAACACCGAAAUCAUCAUGGUUGGGCUAGCAGAAAGGCUGUACAGACCUGGUUAUUACUAUGUCCCAAAAGUGGAAGCCCCUGUCCAAAUCUUCAUGAAGGUGAAGAAGAUGGAAAAGACUACAGUUAGAGGAGUGGCUACCCAACUUGACCCAACACUAGAUAAUGACACACUGGACAAGAUAGUUCUAGUGCACCGCUUCAUUCUGCCACCACUGAGCAAACUAUUUAUAACCUUCAAGUUUGACGGGAACAGUUCAACUUCGCCUUUGAGGGUAUUGAUUAAUUUUAACGAGCGACCUAACUGGGAGGCCUUGUCUGGAGCUAAUGUUGUUUCACAACAAAACCCAGACGUGGUUAUUCCAUAUGACAUUGUUGAAAGAGAACACUUCUACUUCAUGGGAAUCCUUCCAGAUAAAAGUGUUCCAGUAAAUUCCACGGUUGACUAUUCUUUUGAUCUUCAUUUUGUGAAUUGCCAUAUCUGGGAAAAUCAGUGGAUUAAUCACUAUUGUUUGAAGGCCACCAAGAAGCUUAGUAUUCCUCGUGGUGAAAAUUGA